AUGCCCGUUCCAUACGGAGUGGGAGUCGGCGACUUCGUCGCUGUAGGUACCGUAGCAUGGAGUGUCUAUAAGUAUUGUAAAGCGGCCCCCGGGAGCUUUGGUAACAUCAGCACAGAGGUCUUGUCCUUGCACGCUGUGCUGAAAGAGAGCGAGGAGACACUUUUCACACAUGCCUUGCCGCCUGCGAGGGCGGAGAGGCUCAAGGUGAUCAAAGACGGAUGCGACACAGUCCUUGCAGACUUGCAGACCCUUGUUAAUAAGUAUGAAAGUCUGGGCACCAAGAGUAAGCAAACAUGGGACCGAAUGAAGUGGGGCAACGAAGACAUAGCCGAGAUCCGAGCUCGUCUUACCUCGAACAUCACCAUGUUGACCGCCUUCAUCAGUACCUCUCAGAUCAGUGUUGAAACCAAGCUCGACAAGUUCAUAGAAGAGUUUCGUCAAGGAAAGAGGGAGGCCUCAGUUGCCUCGCUCCAGACUGCGGACAGCCUCUCAGCCGACGACAGGGUGGUGUGGCGGACCAUUCGCAAGGAGCUGGAAGAUAUUGGCAUUAGCGUGGCUGCAUUCGACGCGAAUCGAGGUUUCAUCUUCGAUUGGUUCGUCCGCGCAGUAGAGACAGGGGCGUUCGAAGAACAAAACGAACACGGUAUUGAUGAGGAGAGCAGUUACAGCGACGAGAGAGAAUCCUGGAGCAACCUCGAGCAGGUUCGUCGAGACACGGGACGACAAAUCGAGCGCGCUGAGUCUGAGUCUCUUGGAAGUAUCAGCGAAGACCAACCGCUCGCCUUGGCACAGUCGUCGGGGUCUGCUCUUAACGCAAAACCCAUUGUUCUCGAGCGUAACCCUAAGGCGUCCGACCGGAUCUUCGCCUCUGCGCGUACGCCGCCAAGAGAUAGAACAAACACUUCCCGUGUUGCAACCCUCUUAGCGAGAAUACCACGUCCGAGACGACGACUCAUCAAAGCUGUGGAUAUAGGAGAUGUUUCUAAAGCGCUUAGGAUUCUCAAGAGUGAGGCUUUGUUCCACGUCCUCGACCUAGAAACACUAGAUGAGGCGCUGUGGAGUGCUAGCCGUCUAAUCGAUGAUUUUGAUCCUUGCCCUUUAAUUGCUGAGCUCAUAGCCAGAGGAGGUAACGUCAACUAUAUAAGAAACGACAUUCGUGGAGAAAGUCCUCUUUGCAACAGUGUUGAAAGCAACUCAUUCAAUGUCGUACAGCUCCUCGUCGAGAACGGGGCUGAUGUUAACGAUAUAGAACUCCCAGAAAAACGUGGAUCGGCCAAGUCUGCUCUUCGAGUAGCGUUGACCAAGAAUGUAGCCAUCUUGCGGCUUCUGCUUUCUGCAGAUGUGAACGUCAAUCAACAAUACCGCGAGACCUCUAGUUGCUUCCCCGGUGAGGUUACCCUCAUUCAGGAAGCAGCAUCACUGGGAGCGGUCCCGGCCAUAGAGCUGCUACUCGAGUUUGGUGCGUUUAUCGACGCUGUUUCUCUAGUACAUGGCACUGCACUCAUGAUUGCUCUCUCCGAAUCAAAAGCAGAAGCUGCACGGCUUUUGCUUGACAAAGGUGCAGAUGCCAAUUUUGGGAAGGCCUCAAACACAAUGUACUAUCCAUGCAACCACUACUAUAGGACAUUGGACCUAAAUAAGUACAGGAAUCCAAUCGAAGCAGCAAUAUUUGGGUGUGGAGACUCCAUGGUGCAGCUUUUAUUAACUCAUGGCGCAAGGCCAGACGAGAGCACACUGAGGUACGCGCGGAAGGAUUGGAGAAAUUUUGGAUGA
Letharia lupina is the source of this 1773-nucleotide messenger RNA. RefSeq lists its product as uncharacterized. Lineage: Eukaryota; Fungi; Ascomycota; Lecanoromycetes; Lecanorales; Parmeliaceae. Gene Ontology annotation, molecular function: protein binding. Gene Ontology annotation, cellular component: cytoplasm; nucleus. The transcript has 2 exons. The record is from RefSeq and is a predicted model, not a curated record. The coding region runs from base 1 to 1773 and encodes 590 amino acids.